This is a messenger RNA of Lethenteron reissneri (Far Eastern brook lamprey), 6913 nucleotides long. Its product is annotated as hepatocyte growth factor receptor-like. Gene Ontology annotation, molecular function: protein binding; ATP binding; transmembrane receptor protein tyrosine kinase activity. NCBI's taxonomy places the organism in Eukaryota, Metazoa, Chordata, Hyperoartia, Petromyzontiformes, Petromyzontidae. Gene Ontology annotation, biological process: cell surface receptor protein tyrosine kinase signaling pathway; cell migration; multicellular organism development. Gene Ontology annotation, cellular component: signaling receptor complex; plasma membrane. The record is from RefSeq and is a predicted model, not a curated record.
AGGGAAAACACGUUUUUGUGUUCUCGUGUUUAAAAAAGAAGCAUUCUAAAAAAACGACAACGUAGUCGUCCAGUGCCCUGCGAGUGUCUCUGUGUGCGAGGUUGUUUUCUUGCUGCCUCCAUGCUCACGGCGUGCCGACAGCAGUCGGACUCCGCACAUCACCUGGAUCCACUCGGGUCUCGCCGCAGAAUGGAGGUGCCCAGGGGCAUCUUGCUGCUGCUCCUGACCUGCAGGCUUGUCGCCACGACCGCAGCCAGCCACCCGGACAAAUGUCCCUCGGAGAACGAGCCAUGGUGGACCAGUUUUGCCCCGGCGGGCACGGUGGAUCUGCCCACCUUCUCCUCCGCCACGGCCAUCCAGCACGUGGCAACCGACGGAGACCACCUGUACGUGGGCGCAGUGGGAACGGUGUACGUGCUGGACUCCGACCUGACGCUCGUUCACGAGAUCCCCUUCGGCAACGUGACGUGCGAGAACCCGGCGGCGCCAGGCCCUCCCCCGGCCGGUGACAACCUCAACCUGGUCACGGUGGUGCACAAGAGCACCGACUACCAUUUCUUGCUCACGUGCUGGAGCGCGCAGCGCGGGGUGUGCCUGCUCCACACGCUCGACGAGCUGCCGCCCGCCGGGCCGCCCACGUGCCUCAACGGCGGCGACGGCGGCGACGGCGGCUGCCCCGACUGCUUCGCGAGCGCCGCCAGCACCGAGGUGGUGGUGAGGGAAGACGGCGGGGCCCAUUUCUUCGUGGGCGCCUCCACCGACCCGUCGGUGGCCGACGCCGCCUCGCCCGCGACGCUGUCCGUCAAGCAGCUGCUGGGGAAGGAGGACGGAUUCAAGUUCUCGGUGGGGCACCUGCCGUCGCUGACGGUGCUGCCCGAAUUCCGCGCCGCCCACCAGGUCCGCUACGUGACGUCGUUCGGCAGCGGCGGCUACGUCUACUUCGUGACGGUGCACCCGGGCGCGCGCCACGGAGGGGGCACGCAGACGCGCAUCGGGCGGCUCUGUGAGGCCGACCACGGGCUGCAGUCCUACGUGGAGCUGCCGCUCGUCUGCCUGCUCUCGGAGAAGCGCAGGAAGCGCCGCCAGGCCCCCGGCAAAGUAGCGGCACAGGCGCCGGCAGAAUCGGCGAUAUUCACCUCGAUGGCGGCAGCGUUCGUCGCCCGCCCGGGCAGCUGGCUCGGCGUGCAGCUCAACGUGCGCGCGGGGGAGGACGUCCUGUUCGGCGCGUUCAGCGAGACCGGCGCGACAGCCCGCUCCGGGAUCUGCUCCUUCCCCUUGAACAUGAUCAACGAACUCAUCGGGCAAGGGAGGGACACGUGUGUCAACGAAGAGCGCGACAGGGGCAUGCAGUACUUCUUUGGGCCCGGCGAGCGCAAAUGUCAAAAGAGAGCGGCGCCCGUCAGCCCGUGCGGCUCGGACAACGACUCCCCGCUGGUGCUGGCGUCCGACAUGACCCGCUACGACAUGUUCCCCAACCUGUUCAAGGACACGGCCGUCACCUCUCUGGCCGUGCACGCUCUCGGCAACGACACGGUGGCCAGCGUGGGCACACGCGACGGGCAGCUCGUGCAGGUAUUGAUGGAUCGCCACCGCGUCUACGAGCCCUACGUGAACAUUACGCUGGACAAGGGCAAGGAGGUGUUGCCUGCAGCCAUCGUUCUUCCCCACAGUGGCGUGUUUGUCGUCGCUGGAAACAAGGUGACACGGAUACCGCCAGAGGGCGUAGGGUGCGCACACCUGCUGGCGUGCGACGCGUGCGUCCGCGCGCCUCCCUUUGCGCGCUGCGGCUGGUGCAGCACGGGGACGUGCUCGCAGAGCUUCGAGUGCACGGCGGGGGGGCGCUGGAGCUCGGACUCCUGCCCUCCGGUCGUCUCCCAGUUCUUUCCUACUUCGGCGCCGGUGUCAGGAGGCACGCGGCUCACGCUGUGCGGGAAGCACCUGCUGGAGAUCACGGACGACAUCGCGAGCAGGCGCCAGGAGGAGACCGCCGUCACUGUCGGAGCGGUGGACUGCAUCCUCGAUCGUCAGAACAGCAACGACACACUCCUGGUGUGCGUCCUGGGGCCGACGAGCAGUCGGGAGAAGCUCGGCCGCGUCGUGCAAGUGAACGUCACCACCCCCAGGGGGGGCUCCACCCUCGUGGAGGGAUUUGAAUUUGUGGUCCCAGAGGUGACAAAGAUCUCGCCCGCGUUUGGCCCGCUUUCCGGGAUGACUCUGCUCACGCUGGAGGGGAAACACCUCUCCGCCGGCUCCGAUCGGCAGGUCCUAGUCGGAGGCAAGCCCUGCCUCGUUGUCAGCUUUACAGAAACAACGAUCGUGUGCACCACUCCCAAGCACACCGCGCUGGAAGAACUUCCCGUCGUCUGUAAGAUCGAUGACUCCAUGUCCCCCACCCAAGCGUUCCGCUACCGCCCGGACCCCAACAUCUCCAGCAUCCACCCCAGCAGCAGCUUCAUUGGCAGCGGGGACUGUCACGUCAACGUGUUCGGCUCGAAUCUCGACUCGGUGCUCCACCCCCAGAUAGUCAUCCAGGAGUCGAGCACAACGGGGAGCACCAAGGACUGUGUGGUGAUGGAACAUGGCUUGGAGAUGUUGUGCCUGGCUCCCGAGCCUGCACAGGGCCCAGGCAUCGCGCAGCUCACCUUCAAGUUUGACAGACUCAACGUGGGCAGCUUCAGCAUGACCUACCUCAAGAAGCCGCCCUUCUUCAUGCUGCCUAUCGCCAACCCCACCGUGAUCACCACCUCCGGCUCCCAGAUCAACAUCACCAGCGAGGCGCUUGCAAAGCUGGUGCAGUUGUACCAAGUGACGCUGAUGGUGGACACGUGGAGGUGCGGUGAUGUGACCGUGGGCCCCACGUGGGUGUCGUGCAAGAUCCCAGGGGAAGCCAUGGCUGAGUCAACCAGAGACAGCCUGCCGCUGUCGGUGAACCUGUGUCAGCUGAAGCGCAUCCUCGAGGAGGUGAAGCUGCCACCGCGCCACAACCACACAGUGGGCGUCGUCGUCGGCCUCCUCAUGGCCGCCCUGGUCAUCGCCAUCGCCGCAUUCGCCGUGCUGCGCGCCCAACGCUUCAGGAAGAAAGGCUCCAACCACGCGGCCGUGAAUGGACAUCCCAACCUGGAGCUGUUGUCAGAGGAUCGGCGAAACAGCCGCGUGGAGGUGUCCACCCUACUGCGGCCCAACACCGACUACAGGGAGCCUCUCCUGAGCGAGCAUGAACUUGCCAGUGCGCCGUCAGGCUCCGCCGAGUCAUGGGGCACGGUGUUCAGCCCCGGCUACCGGGUAGGGGACCGAGGGGGGGUCGGGGGGGUCAGGCGGAUGACCUCGGUGGAGGUGCUGAGGCUCGACCUCCUGAACCCCGCGCUGCUGGACGAGGUGCGGCCCGUGCUCAUCCCAGAGUCGGAGCUGAGCGUGCACGGAGAUCGCGUCAUCGGCAAGGGUCACUUUGGCUGCGUUUACCAUGGCUCUCUGAAAGACUCUAAAAGCAACAAGGAGAUCGUUUGUGCCGUGAAGUCCUUGAACAGGAUCACGGAGGUGGAGGAGGUGGAGCAGUUCCUGCGAGAGGGCAUCAUCAUGAAGGGCUUCCACCACCACAACGUGCUGUCGCUCCUCGGCAUCUGCGUGCCCACCCACGGUCUGCCUCUCGUCGUGCUGCCCUACAUGCAGCACGGAGAUCUGUGCCACUUCAUCCGCGACGAGGAGCGGAAUCCCACGGUCAAGGACCUCAUAGGAUUUGGUCUCCAGGUGGCCAAAGGCAUGGAAUACCUGGCACUCAAGAAAUUUGUGCACAGAGACCUCGCUGCACGGAACUGCAUGCUCGACGAGACGUUCACGGUGAAAGUGGCGGACUUUGGGCUGGCGAGGGACGUGGUGGACAAGGAAUACUACAGCGUGACGGCGCACCGUGGCGCCAAGCUGCCCGUCAAGUGGAUGGCGCCCGAGAGCCUGCAGACUCAGAAGUUCACCACCAAGUCCGAUGUGUGGUCGUUUGGCGUGCUGGUGUGGGAGCUACUGACGAGGGGGGCCUUCCCCUACUCCGACGUGGACCCCUACGACCUCACGCCCUACCUGCUGAGGGGCCGCCGCUUGCUGCAGCCCGAGUACUGCCCCGAUGACUUGUAUCAACUGAUGCUGGAGUGCUGGAGCCACAAGCCAGAGAUGCGGCCCACGUUCACGUCGCUCAUCUCCGAGCUGACUUCCACGCUCGAUGCGCUCGAAGGAGACCACUACAUCAACCUCAACGUCACCUACAUCAACCUGGACGCGCCGUACGCCUACCGCAGCGCUCUGCCGGCCCUCGACUCUCCCCGGGAGCUCUACAACACGCCGAGCGUUCCUCCCUGUCCGCCCGAUGACAAGGACAGUGCUGCUGUGAAUGGCAGCACUGCUGUGGCGGAUAUUACAGGGGAUCGGCCGAACUCGGUUGUCUCCUAAAGCAUGGACUGGAAGAGCCGUAAUGUCGCUCGGUACAGGGCCCAGCUCUCAAGAGGGACCUCGUCAGCAGCAACAGCAGUAGCAACGAGAGUUUUCCAAAGCUGGCCACGAUGAACCGAAAGCCUGCGCAUAUGCUUAACCUAGUGAGUUGUCUAACCACGACCCAAUUUCUGCCAAUAGCGGACAGAUGCCUCGAGUGCCCAUUCUGAGCUCUGCAAAGACACUCGGAUAGCUGCCUGUGAAUCCAUGGUGUGUGAAAGAGUGAAAUCUAACUCAUUUGGUACGGGUUGGAGGCCCUGUGUUAGGGUGGAGAUGCCUGAACAAUUGUCGCAACCGCACAAGAUGCAGUGAGUGGCGACGGUGGUGACAAGAGACUGAUGUCAGUAGAGGCCACACUCGCUGUCCUCGGACUAGAGAGGAGGGCCGCAGCACCUUUGUACUCAUGACGGCCAGCUCAGCCUUUGGCUUGACACGAUGUUUGAGCAGCGGAGGCCCUCAGGAACCACAUUUUAGUUUUCCUCGUGACAAAAAAUCGACACUGAGAAGUCUGACGUCGCCGAGCUGCACGGCCGGACUGAGGACCGUGAACCAAAGUUCAGCAAGAAGAGACGGAGAUGGUCACUUCGUGUUUAGAGACUGACAACUGUGGUGUGUGUGAUUAUUUGUCAACUGAAUAUGAUAAGUUAAUUUACAGGGUAAUUCGAUUCUAUAACGUGUUAUCCCCCUUGAGCGGAGCAGAGUAAUGUUUUAUUGAAUGUUAAUAUUCCAGUGGUAACUGUAUUCGUGUAUUUUUCACUGAUGUAGUGAAUUAUAUAUAUGAUGUAUAUAUGUUGGAGAAUACAAAAAAACACAUUUGCUGAAUACUCUUUAUAGCUUAUGGGCGACGUAGCAAUUUAUUUCCAUUCCAACUGCACUGAUAACUAUUGUUGAUCUGGGAAGCAGGGCAUGUGGUGUUAGAUGAGCAAACAUUAGUUUGUUUUUUGGUCUGGUGUCUGUUCUCUUCAAGCAUUUUACUCAAUAGCAAUGCAUAUUUUAUGUACCCACCCACGCCUCAAUCUCAAGACUCAGGAGGGUCCUCCUGUCUUUGGAAGUUUGGGCCAAUGCCAUGUGCUUGGCACAUGCGAGAAAGCCAGAGUGCCCAGGGAAACCCCAUAACGUCGUAAUAGCACUCAAAGCUCCACAGAUAGAUUCAAUAAUCCAUUUGCGUGCCGCCGCUGCCUCCUGGCCACCUCGCAGCCCAAGCCUACAGCACCAGGUAUUAACAGGCCUCUUCCAUUCAAGUUCUAGCCAGGCUCAACUUUGCUUAGCUUCUAAGGUCUUGCUGCAAGUUGCCAAAAAUUAUUUGGAUUGCUGAAAACAUUGUUGAAACAACACAAGGCUGGGAGGAGGCUUUGCCGGAUCAUGGUGAGCUCACGUACACGAGACACUCACAUGCAAAGGCAGUGACAGCUCUGCAGGAGGCUGUACAUCACUGAGGAUGCUACUCAUCUAUUUGUACAAAGUGUGAGCGUUAUGCCCCCAAAUGCAUGGUGUUUUUGCAAUGCAAACAUUUUGAUUUGCACAAAACAUCUAAUUUACCAAACAUCCAAAGUCGGAACCCUCCAGGCAUGAUACUUGGUAUGGAUCUCCUGGUGCGAUAUUUAUUAUCGUUAUAAUCACAGCUCACAGAGUUUAAGAGUUUUGAAAGGAUCGGGUGUGGACCAGAGAACUGGUGGUUAAUGGUGGUUAUUUCUGAAAGCGGUUCUCUUUUCAGACACGGUUCUGAAUUUGAUUUAAACUCGCAAUGCAUCACAAAUUCUGCUCUGUGAGCAUAUGCUUUUGCCUUCCACAGAAUUGGCUAUGGGGGGGACCUCUAUUAUUUGAUGAUUACAAUCAUAUAAAACCAAUCUCCUCUUACCUCUUUCGCACAUCUGUCGUGCCGGAGUUUUUUAAUCUCCAGCGAGAUCACUGCUGGAUGUGAAUGACAUCUCUCAUUCCGAUCCAAUAGAGGUAUCAAUUAUACAACCACUAAGGAACACAGUAUUAUUUUCAUUGGUCACAGUGAUUGUGACGAUAGGUGAACAAAUUAUAUAUUUUUGUAAGUGCAGUAAUACAAACCACACAAUUAAACACUGAUGUUUGUGUUUUUUGUACAUGAGGAUUUUAACACAAAUGAUAUAUUAAAUUCUGUUUAAUAUGAAUAUUAAUCCAACAGUCUCACUGUAUCUGUGAAGUACAACCAAUUUGCACUGGAAUUUAAUUCUGUAUGAUAUAUAUUGUUCCAUAUUGAAAAGAUGAUUGUAUUUACUUACAUGGUAGAGGGAGCACGCCAAAGUUCAAGUGAAUCUCAGAAAGCAUGUCGAUACGACUGGUUUUAUACUUUACUUAACGCUUAUCGGGACUUAUUUAAUGAAUUGUCUUCACUGUUAAAUGUCGGGUAUUCAGAAGUCCACAAUGUACGGUCAUGUUGACUCUGAAAGAUUAAAAAUCAAUUCCUACA